AUGACGAUGCAAAAUUUGCAGGAAUUGGAGAGGGGGGGAGGGAAUGGUAUGGAGCAAAAGGAUGUGAUAAAUUUAUUAGAGGAAGAGAAGAAGAAGAUGGAAGAAUUUCCAGAUAUGGAACUUCAGGAGAAAACAAAGAGAUUAAGGCAAUCCUGUUUCAAGGCUAACUACAAGAGGAGAAGGCUUAUGGGUAUGGCAGAAUUGCAGGCUUCUUUUGGUACUUACUGCAAUGGUAGUCCAGUUGCAGACAAUAAUGCGGCUAUUGGUUAUGGCCAUAGAGAGGAAGAUGAUGAUGAUGAAGUCAUUAAGUCUCUUCUUGCUGACUGUUUCACUUCCAGUAGACCAACCUUGCAUGACUGA
This is a messenger RNA of Lycium ferocissimum, 360 nucleotides long. Its product is annotated as protein RKD2-like. Gene Ontology annotation, molecular function: DNA-binding transcription factor activity. Lineage: Eukaryota; Viridiplantae; Streptophyta; Magnoliopsida; Solanales; Solanaceae. The coding region runs from base 1 to 360 and encodes 119 amino acids. The transcript has a single exon. The record is from RefSeq and is a predicted model, not a curated record.